This is a messenger RNA of Nyctereutes procyonoides (raccoon dog), 4659 nucleotides long. Its product is annotated as KIAA1614 ortholog. Gene Ontology annotation, cellular component: apical plasma membrane; nucleus; cell cortex. Gene Ontology annotation, biological process: establishment or maintenance of cell polarity; centrosome cycle; regulation of cellular localization. The record is from RefSeq and is a predicted model, not a curated record. Gene Ontology annotation, molecular function: protein kinase C binding. Bases 125 to 3769 code for a protein of 1214 amino acids. Lineage: Eukaryota; Metazoa; Chordata; Mammalia; Carnivora; Canidae. The transcript has 10 exons.
AGGGCCGGGAGCCCGCCGCCCAUGCCGCCGCCCUGCAGCCCCGGCCGCGCCCGCUGCCCCCGCGGCCCCGCAGGCAGGAGGCGGCCCCGACCGAGCGCGCAGGGCCCGAGCAGGGCCCCGCGGGAUGGAGGGGGCGGCGCAGCCCGCGGGCGGCGGCCCCCAAGGGACCCAAAUAGGGAGCACAACAGCUAGCUCCAUGGAGAUGACCUCAGCUGUGGAGAGAGGUGGUCCUGAGCCACAGCUGGAUAAUGGACACCUCCCAAGACCCUGGUCCUGCUCUCUGGAAGACAGAACACCCAGCCUAUUGGCACCCCAGCAUCCCAGGGCAUGGGGGCUACAGCUCCAAGGUACCUCUGUGCUGGAGUCCAAAGUGAGGGCCUUGAAGGAACAAAUGAUGGCAGGCAAACCGGGAGUGAGCCCCUGCCUCGCUUCUCACGAGCGGCCACCCAAGAAACCCAAAUGUAGGCGAGUCAAGGUGGGUGGAGCCCGGCCUCUGUCGGAGGGGUCUUCCCUGCCAGAGGCCGAGGUGGUCCUCCCCACUCAGAGUCUGACCUGUGGGCAGCUGGACGGCGAAGUCAACAAGGAGGAACCUGCCAGGAACAGGGGGCCCAGACGCCCCAGGCCGCCUUCUCCUGGGCCUGAGUGCUGCAAUGGGAGGAGCCCGUGGCCUCCGGAAGCAGUACGGGCAUUGCCUGACAAUGAGAGGAGCCUGCUGCCGGGGCCUGGCUCUUUGCAAGAGAGCCCUGUCCACAGAGUCACUCCAGGCCAGCCUGGGGGCCCUGGUCCUUGUAACAAAAUCACCGUCAUGCCCAACCUGCAGAAAGGAAGGUCAUAUGCCCUUCAGGAUGGUCUUAUCAUGGGGAGAGACCUGGACAAUUUAUCUCUGACCUGCGAGGAGGACUUUGUUCCCAGGCCAGCCCUGCUAGGGGGCCUCUGGCGAGCUGGAGACCUGGGGGCUCUGGGCACUGGUGGCAGUCCCUUGUCCCUGUCUGACCGGGUGGAGAGGAACCGCCUUCUGCUGCAGGAGAUGCUAAAUGUUGGGGGUCAGGCCCCCCACAAUGUGGGAAUCCCAGCCUGGACUCCAUCCUGGGACGGAGGUGUACCAGAGCGGCCAGCAGGGGACGUGGACUGGGACUCCGGCAUCUCCCUGCAGGACUCAGAGCAGAACAGGACCUUUGGUCCCAAGCCGGAGUCUGUGCUGAGCCACAGGCAUGAGGAAGCCAAGCAUCUGCUGCAGCGUGCCCGCAUGAAGGCCAGGACCCGGCCCCUCCGUGCCAGCCAUGAUAUCGUGCCCACUGUCGCCCGGGGCAGCCGAGACGCCCGGAGCAGCCCAGCCCCGGACCCGCGGACGCCCCAGGCCUGCAGAGACAGCCCCCAGAACGGGAACACGAGUGACUCCUCCAGCGGGGAGUCCAGCAGCGGGCGGUGGCCCAGGCGCGGCGCCUCCCCGUCCCGCGUGCGCUUCGAGGACGAGUCGGCGCGCGACGCCGAGUCCCGCUACCUGGAGCGGCUGCAGCAGCGGCAGCGGCCGGCGGCCUCCCGGGGCCCGCUGCGCUCCGAGCCCGACCUGGGCCGCUACGGGCGCGGGGGCCUGGCGCGCUCCGACGGCGCAGGGGCGCUCGGCCGGCUGCUGGGCCGCCUGGAGCGCGGGGCCGUCCCCGCGCCGCCGCCCAGGACGUGCCGGGCCUGCGGCAGCUGCAUGGACGCCCCCGCGCAGGCGAGCCCCGACCCCAGGGCGCUCCGGGAGCGCCGGGCUGCCGGCGCGGUGCAGGCGGUGCAGGCGGCGCAGGCGGCGCCCGCCCAGCCCCGGAGCUCUCGGGGCUCCAGCGCCCCCUCGAGGCUCCGCCCCGCCGAGCCCGGGUGCCACCCGGCAGGGAUCCGGGAAACGCACAUCGGAGCCGCGCCGCGCCCCGAGGAGGCCGAUUCUGCGCCGGACAGCACGGACACGUCGGACGGCUGCAGGACCGACAGCGAGGAGGCCGGGCCCUCGCGCCCCAGCAGGGCCCGCGGCCUGGGCGGGGGCAGCAGCCCGCGUCUGCGGGGCUCCAGGCCUCGGGGAGGCCCCAGCGGGUUCCGGAAGGCCGCCCCGGAGCUGCCCUGGGGCGCUGCGGCCCCGCACCGCCUGCCCGGGGUUGGUCACGCGGAGGGUGCGGCCGAGGUCAGAGAAGGCAGGGGACAGGUGCCCGAGGGGACUCUGUCUCCCAGGGAGGACGCUUUCGCUAAGCCGCCUGCCCCGGAAUCUAAAAGGCCUUCCCUGGGGUCCCAGUGGCAGCCUGGGCCAGCGCUGGGAAAUCACUGGGUCCACCCGGUGGAUUCCUGGGCUCCGGGCAGCACAGCCUAUCCGCCCGCCUCUUCCAUGAAGCGGGGACCGGGGUCCCCGGGCAGACAAACCCCGGCUGCGGAAAGCCCAGAGUCUCUGGAGACCGUCUCUGCUUCCUCCCUGCAACAGAGCCACGCAGAGCCCCCUGCCCUGCGCCCGGCCCAGCAGCCAACCUCUUCCUUCUCCCCGGAAGCCUGGGUGCCAGCCCCUCCAUCUUCAAGGAAAGUCACCUCCCCGGUGUCUCACAGGAAGGCAGCCCUGGCUGGGCCCCGCAGGCUGAGUGAACCCAGAGAGCCUGCGGACACCCCUCUGCCUCUUUCAAGAAGUGUGAUUCCCAGGACCUGUGAGCGCUCCCCUGCACAGACCCAGCCCCACGGCCCCGCAGUCAGGCAGCCCCUGCUGGCCCUGUCCACCAACAACUGCAACAACAGCGUUCCCCCAGGGCCGCAAGAGUCCUGGGGAGGAGCUGUCCCCGAGGGCAAGGCGGAGGAGGGCCCCUGUAGCCAGGAGAGCCGCCGCACCACCGGAGGAGUCCAGGGCUUUCUCGGCUCGGCAGCUGUUGGCACUGUCAGCUCCAUGAGCAUCACCCUCUCCUUGACCUCAGAGGAGCCAGAGUCCAGCCAGGAACCAGAGAGAGGCCUGCCGAGGACAGAGUUGAGUUCUGGAGGGCAAGUGUCAUCCCGAGCAUUACUGGGUGUCAGUGCCGGACCUGGCCCUCCCAGCGCUGCCCCUUCUGACAGGAGCAAGAAAAGCAGCAGCAGCCUGGCCUCCACCCUGGGGCUGAAGAAGCUCUUCUCGGCCCUGGGCCAGGGCACUAGGCCCAAGCUAGGCAAGGCCCGCAGCUACAGUGUGGAGCAGCUGCAGUCCCCUGCGCCUGGCCCAGCAUCGCACCCCAGCUCCCCCAGAGUGAAGAAAGCCCCGUCGUUACAGUCCCUCCGCCUGGUGUCACCCUCUCAUCAACAUCGGAAAGCUGCCUCCUUUCAGAACCUCCAUUCUCUGCUGAGUGGAAAGGGGGACCGGUCCAGCCUCUACAUGGUGGGGGAGCCGGGGGAGCACAGCGCAGCUGACAGACCAGCCAAGGCCUCAUCCGGGCGUGCCCUCAGUGUGGAGGACGUGAGCGCCCCCAGCCAGGUGCGCACGGUGGGCCGCGUGGUGGAGGUGUUCCCAGAUGGCACAACCCAGCUGCAGCUACAGCGCUCCCCGGAGGGCACUUUUGGCUUCUGUGUGGCCUCCGGGAACGGGCGCCGCGACUCAGGGUUCUACGUGCAGGAGAUGGCUGAUGCGAGCGCGGCCAAGCUGUACUCGGGGCUGCUGGGGGUCGGGGACGAGAUCCUCGAGGUCAAUGGGGCCAAGGUCGCAGGACUGGGCUUGGCUCACAUUAGGGAGCUCCUGGCCCACGCAGAGAAUUUGUCAAUCCGUGUGCUGAGGCAGAGGCCUGUCCCUCGGUGACGCACAGGUGCUUGUGCCCUCACUGCCACCCCCUCAGAAGCCCUGUACUGCCCCAGGAGGGCCGGCUGGAAACGCACUGCACAAAGCUGCAUCGUGGACCCAGACAGGUCACAGUGUCGCGUGACCCCUUAGGCUGCGGCAGGGCCUCAGUGAGGGCAGGAGCCUGUCGCUGUGUUUUGUUCAAGGAUGUUAAUUUAUGCCGAACUGGGGAAAGAAAACAGGGAUCCCCUUCUGUGCCAGAAGCGGUGUCAGCAUCUUUUUGUACCUUUGUGGGUAGGGGGAGGAGAGAGAUUCAGGGGUACCUGGGUUAGCCCCUGCUUGACUCCUCACCCCACUCUCUAUCAGGGCCCCCACACUCCAGAACCAAAGAAGGUGCUUGGCCAUAUUGGCCUUGAGCCUGCCUUUAAAUCUCAUUUCUUCCAUGUCCCAUUCGACACCUUUGCUUUCCUUCUGGAAACUGGAAUAUGUGGCCUGGUGGGAGAUCAUCCGGGAGACGUUAUCUGGUAGCCAGGAUAUUAAGACUCCGGGAAAUUUUUGUGAAAUAUAAGGUUGAAGGGAGAAGACACUGAAACCAAGACCAAUUUCAGGGAAGUGCUGCCGGGACCAGUGGGACUGCCCAGGGGAGGCUGGCGCUGGCGGUGAGGGCCCAUCUUCCUUCUCCCGUGCAGUGUGCGCACAGGCUGCAGCGGGUGCCAGGCUGUCCCCAGCCACAAGCUCUCCGCCCAGAGUCCCUGGUGGCAGCUGCGGGGGGACCAACAGGGAGAGCAAUCACAGGGUACAGGCAGGGGCAUGGGCUGUCCCACCUGGGUGGUUCCCUGCGCUAGGGGUUGGGACUCUCUGGGAAUGAAUGGCUGUAUGUCAGUCUUAAAUUAUUAAAAAGCAAAGAUGAA